Messenger RNA from Pseudo-nitzschia multistriata, 532 nucleotides. The record is from the annotation of a GenBank genome assembly. NCBI's taxonomy places the organism in Eukaryota, Bacillariophyta, Bacillariophyceae, Bacillariales, Bacillariaceae.
CUGUUCGCUAGUUGGUCCGAAUCCUUCCAACCGCAUCAUUCAAAAAUAAAAUUUCCAGUGAAUCAAAACAAAGAAAAUGAAAUUGUCUCUUGCUCUCCUUGUCGUUGGGAUUUCCUCUGCUUCGGCUUUUGCCCCACCCGCCACCUUCACCACUGCGAAGGUAUCUACUWCACAGGUCAAUGCCGAACCCGAUGAAGAGGACGGUCUUGAUUUGGACUUAGGGGAAAUGUUUGAGAUGUGAGUGGGAAUUUUGGUGAUGCGUCUMGAAAUAAUACAGGACGCGACGCCGGAUAUAUUCCUUUCGACAUUGGUUUUAUUUUACAAACCCCGACAAUCCAAUCAUCGUGCUAACUAUUUUUUUUAAUUUUUUUAUGAAUUGCUGCAGGUUCGAUGCUGCCGAUAAGGGACAAGACUUCGACGAUGCCAUCAAGAAGGUGAAGGGUGACGAAUAAUCGAAUUUCUCGUGUAGCAACGAUGAGUCAUAGCUUUCGCUGUUAAGAUAGAAAAUAACGAAUAACCUCGAUAAUAUUCA